UGUGUCUCAACAUGAACACUCGAGUCAAGCAACAAAAUUCCUUCCCCUAAGUCAUACGCAAUUGCUUUCAAGGCAUCACUACCCUCCCUUUGCUUCCACUCAUCUUCCACGACUUCGUAUUAAUACAUUCUAACCUUCCGAAUUCAUUUCAACCUCACCCAUGGAGAUCAAAGCAGUCGACGAAGAAACCCAGAUCAGAAUCGAACAAAAACGCCCCCUUUUGCGAGAAACAGCAUCCAUCCCUUCCAGAGAUAAAAAAACUCUCAUUCAAAAAGCCAUUUCCCAGACGUUUCAGGGCACUGCCCAUUUGGCCAAUCUCUUACCCACUGGAACCGUCCUCGCAUUUCAACUACUUUCCCCCAUUUUCACCAAUGAAGGCAACUGCGACUCUGUUUCUCGCUACCUCGCCUCUGCCCUCGUGGGUUUCUGUGGAUUGUCCUGUUUUCUUAUGAGUUUUACCGAUAGUUUCAGAGACAGUCAGGGGAAUGUUUGUUAUGGGUUCGCCACUUUCGGAGGGCUCUGGGUCAUCGACGGCUCGGUGGACCUUCCGGACGUGGCGGCGGCUAAAUAUCGGCUGAGAUUUAUUGAUUUCUUGCACGCUUUCAUGUCGAUUCUGGUUUUUUGCGCCGUUGCUCUGUUUGAUGAGAAUGUGGUGAACUGUUUUUACCCAUCGCCGUCCAAUGCGGCUAAGGAGAUUUUGACGUCUUUGCCGGUUGGGAUUGGCGUGGUUUGUAGCAUGUUGUUUGUUCUUUUCCCAACCAGACGCCAUGGAAUUGGCUUCCCAAUCUCUGCUGAUUAGUGCCUACGCCGCUCUCCGCCGGAGUUGCUCUGUGAUUCGCCGAUUCUUCUUGUGGUUCCAUAAUUGUUUUCUUUUUUCCUUUUGUAAUCAUUUCGAUAUCUCUCGAUUUCAUCAAUUCAGAUAAAGGGUUCCUUGGAAACUGACAAUGGACAGAUGCAUGGUUUCAUAAUCAAUCAAAUAAAAUAAUUACUU
Messenger RNA from Cucurbita moschata (crookneck pumpkin), 991 nucleotides. RefSeq names its product protein DMP4-like. The record is from RefSeq and is a predicted model, not a curated record. The transcript has a single exon. Gene Ontology annotation, biological process: endomembrane system organization. NCBI's taxonomy places the organism in Eukaryota, Viridiplantae, Streptophyta, Magnoliopsida, Cucurbitales, Cucurbitaceae. Bases 161 to 799 code for a protein of 212 amino acids.